AUGGAGACCUGUCAGGCCGACGACUCCGCAGACGGCGAACCUCUCGUGGUAGUAGGAGACCUCAUACUAGAUCAGUAUGUCUAUGGCUGCGUUCGUCGAAACGCCCCAGAGGCCGACGUACCGGUCGUGGAGCGGGAGAAAACAGACUACUACCCCGGCGGAGCGGCAAAUGUUGCGAUGAAUCAUGUCGCACUGGGUACGGCAGUUGUCCUAAUCGGAGCUGUGGGAGACGACGCAGAUGUACAUCGCCUGCUCUCGCUUCUGACCAGCGCCAAGGUCGAUGUCUCGGAUUUUGAAGUCUAG
Messenger RNA from Aspergillus lentulus, 303 nucleotides. RefSeq lists its product as uncharacterized. Gene Ontology annotation, cellular component: cytosol. The record is from RefSeq and is a predicted model, not a curated record. Gene Ontology annotation, molecular function: heptose-1-phosphate adenylyltransferase activity; heptose 7-phosphate kinase activity. Lineage: Eukaryota; Fungi; Ascomycota; Eurotiomycetes; Eurotiales; Aspergillaceae.